This is a messenger RNA of Microcebus murinus (gray mouse lemur), 6888 nucleotides long. The record is from RefSeq and is a predicted model, not a curated record. Lineage: Eukaryota; Metazoa; Chordata; Mammalia; Primates; Cheirogaleidae.
AAGCUGGGAAAUGCAGUAUUUUGAAUUUCUGUAUUUUAAAUAUUAUUAGCCAUUUAUGUUUUUUAGAGAUUUAAGUUAAUAGAAAACUUGAGCUGUUUAUUAUGUGAUGUCUACUUCAUUGGAAGAGAUCAUUAGGAGUUUGUAAAUAUGUUAUAUUUGAGCAUUUAUUAUUUAUUUGAUAUAUUUGGUCUUAUCUACUUUUUCAUCAGGUGGCCACCAAGUACUAAAUUUACUUGGAAAUAAAAGAAAAAAUAACAGAAAGAAAAUUAUAAAAAGAAAAGUAAAGAUAAGACUAAGAGCUUUGGACCUUAGCUUUAGCCUGUUUUCUCCUCCUUAUAGACUGAUCAUUUGCUUUUAGAUCAUUCUAUCUUUUAGGAAAUGUAUCUUUGACCUUCAAAAUUAAAAAUAAUACUUUUUCUAUGGCCAGACAUGUAUUUACUUUGGUCACAAAUGGCAUUCAUCUAUUGUCCAUAUGACAUUAUUGGUGUUUAAAUUGAUUGUAAGUUCCUUGAGGGAGGAAUAGAUUAAAUCUAAUGUUUUUUCCUCUUCUCUUUUCAACACAGUGUGGUGUUAUCAUGAAGUGUUUAUUUAUUUAACGUCAGGCUUUGGAAUGUAUGUUUCCUCUAGGGUAGAAGAACCUGUUUUUAAAGUGUUUUAAAAUUAUACCUUAGGUUUUUUAUUAGCUCCUUUUAACUGUAUCUGUACACCAUCAGCAAAAGCUAUAAAUUUUCAGGCAUAUCGUAUUAUGGUUUAACAUUGUCACAGGGAUUGCAGGGCCAGUGAAAAAUUCCCAUCCUGUUCCUAUUUAGGUUAGGAUGUAUUAAUGUAUAUACAUAGAGCUAGGCUAGAGAAUCAUAAGAAAUUUUAAAAAUAAUAGUUAUACAAGCUUCCUUUUUUCCUAUGUGUCAUUACUGUGGGGCUGCAAGAGUUGUAACAAAUCCAUAUCUAGAAAAAGCAGUCAAAUGCAGGGGAGCAAAAUCCUUAGUUACCAAAAUAAGGCAGGCACUGGGCAAUUUCACUUUUGGGUAUGCAUAUCUCUUCCCAAUAUUUUUGGUGUGUUUAUAAUAAAUAUGUUAUUUUCUCCUUUUUAAAGGAGUUAUAUGUCUUAGAAGAAAGAAGCAAACCGUCAUUUUGCACACGUAAAUAUAUGAAUAUAUUUCUGACAUUGAGGUGUUCCAGAAGAUGAUAAAGAAAUGAUAGCAGCUCCAGAAAUACCAACUGAUUUUAAUCUUCUACAGGAGUCAGAGACACAUUUUUCUUCUGACACAGAUUUUGAAGACAUUGAAGGAAAAAACCAAAAGCAAGGCAAAGGAAAAACUUGUAAAAAAGGCAAAAAGGGCCCAGGAGAAAAGGGCAAAAGUGGAAAUGGAGGAGGAAAACCUCCUUCUGGUCCAAACCGAAUGAAUGGUCAUCACCAACAGAAUGGAGUGGAAAACAUGAUGUUGUUUGAAGUUGUUAAAAUGGGCAAGAGUGCUAUGCAGUCGGUGGUAGAUGAUUGGAUAGAAUCAUACAAGCAUGACCGAGAUAUAGCACUUCUUGACCUUAUCAACUUUUUUAUUCAGUGUUCAGGCUGUAAAGGAGUUGUCACAGCAGAAAUGUUUAGACAUAUGCAGAACUCUGAGAUAAUUCGAAAAAUGACUGAAGAAUUUGAUGAGGAUAGUGGAGAUUAUCCACUUACCAUGGCUGGUCCUCAGUGGAAGAAGUUCAAAUCCAGUUUUUGUGAAUUCAUUGGCGUAUUAGUACGACAAUGUCAAUAUAGCAUCAUAUAUGAUGAAUACAUGAUGGAUACAGUCAUUUCACUUCUUACAGGACUGUCUGACUCACAAGUCAGAGCAUUUCGACAUACAAGCACCCUGGCAGCUAUGAAGUUGAUGACAGCUUUAGUGAAUGUGGCACUAAAUCUUAGCAUUAAUAUGGAUAAUACACAAAGGCAAUAUGAGGCAGAACGGAAUAAAAUGAUUGGAAAACGAGCCAAUGAGAGGCUAGAACUCCUGCUACAAAAGCGAAAAGAGCUUCAGGAAAAUCAAGAUGAAAUAGAGAAUAUGAUGAAUGCAAUAUUUAAAGGAGUGUUUGUACAUAGAUACCGUGAUGCAAUAGCUGAAAUCCGAGCUAUAUGCAUUGAGGAGAUUGGCAUUUGGAUGAAAAUGUAUAGCGAUGCCUUUCUUAAUGACAGUUAUUUAAAAUAUGUUGGUUGGACUAUGCAUGAUAAGCAAGGUGAAGUAAGACUCAAAUGUCUUACUGCUCUACAAGGGCUUUAUUAUAACAAAGAGCUGAAUUCCAAACUGGAGCUUUUUACCAGUCGGUUCAAGGAUAGAAUUGUGUCUAUGACCCUUGACAAAGAGUAUGAUGUUGCAGUACAAGCAAUAAAAUUACUCACUCUUGUUUUACAGAGUAGUGAAGAAGUUCUUACUGCAGAAGAUUGUGAAAAUGUCUAUCAUCUGGUUUAUUCAGCUCACCGGCCAGUAGCAGUAGCAGCUGGAGAAUUUCUCUACAAAAAGCUCUUCAGUCGUAGAGAUCCAGAGGAUGAUGGAAUGAUGAAGAAGGGAAGACAAGGUCCAAAUGCCAACCUGGUUAAGACAUGUUUUUUCUUUCUAGAAAGUGAGUUGCAUGAGCAUGCAGCAUACCUUGUGGAUAGCAUGUGGGACUGUGCUACCGAGCUGCUGAAAGACUGGGAAUGUAUGAAUAGCCUGUUGUUGGAGGAGCCACUUAGUGGAGAGGAAGCACUGACAGACAGGCAAGAGAGUGCUCUGAUUGAAAUAAUGCUUUGUACUAUUAGACAAGCAGCUGAAUGUCAUCCUCCCGUGGGAAGAGGGACAGGAAAAAGGGUGCUGACAGCGAAGGAGAAGAAGACCCAGUUAGAUGACAGGACAAAAAUCACGGAACUUUUUGCUGUAGCCCUUCCUCAGUUAUUAGCAAAAUACUCUGUAGAUGCAGAAAAGGUGACUAAUUUGUUGCAGUUGCCUCAGUACUUUGAUUUGGAAAUAUAUACCACUGGACGAUUAGAAAAGCAUUUGGAUGCCUUAUUGCGACAGAUCCGGAACAUCGUAGAGAAGCACACAGAUACAGAUGUUUUGGAAGCAUGUUCUAAAACUUACCAUGCACUCUGUAAUGAAGAGUUCACGAUCUUCAACAGAGUAGAUAUUUCAAGAAGUCAACUGAUAGAUGAAUUGGCAGAUAAAUUUAAUCGGCUUCUUGAAGAUUUUCUACAAGAGGGCGAAGAACCUGAUGAAGAUGAUGCGUAUCAGGUAUUGUCAACGUUGAAGAGGAUUACUGCUUUUCAUAAUGCCCAUGAUCUUUCAAAGUGGGACUUGUUUGCUUGUAAUUACAAACUUCUGAAAACCGGAAUUGAAAAUGGAGACAUGCCUGAACAGAUUGUUAUUCAUGCACUGCAGUGUACUCACUAUGUAAUCCUUUGGCAACUUGCUAAGAUAACUGAAAGCAGCUCUACAAAGGAGGACUUACUCCGUUUAAAGAAACAGAUGAGGGUAUUUUGUCAGAUAUGUCAGCAUUACCUGACCAACGUGAAUACUACUGUUAAGGAACAGGCCUUCACUAUCCUAUGUGAUAUUUUGAUGAUCUUCAGCCAUCAGAUUAUGUCAGGAGGGCGUGACAUGUUAGAGCCUUUAGUUUACACCCCUGAUUCUUCGUUGCAGUCUGAGUUGCUCAGCUUUAUUUUGGAUCAUGUCUUCAUUGAACAGGAUGAUGAUAAUAAUAGUGCAGACGGUCAGCAGGAGGAUGAAGCCAGUAAAAUUGAAGCUCUGCACAAGAGGAGAAAUUUACUUGCAGCAUUUUGUAAGCUAAUUGUAUAUACUGUGGUGGAGAUGAAUACAGCUGCAGAUAUCUUCAAGCAGUAUAUGAAGUAUUAUAAUGACUAUGGAGAUAUCAUCAAAGAAACAAUGAGUAAAACAAGGCAGAUAGACAAAAUUCAGUGUGCUAAGACCCUCAUUCUCAGUCUGCAACAGCUUUUUAAUGAAAUGAUACAGGAAAAUGGCUAUAAUUUUGAUAGAUCAUCUUCUACAUUUAGUGGCAUAAAAGAACUUGCUCGACGUUUUGCUUUAACUUUUGGACUCGAUCAAUUGAAAACAAGAGAAGCCAUUGCCAUGCUACACAAAGAUGGCAUAGAAUUUGCUUUUAAAGAGCCUAAUCCACAAGGGGAGAGCCAUCCACCUUUAAAUUUGGCAUUUCUUGAUAUUCUGAGUGAAUUUUCUUCUAAACUACUCCGACAAGACAAAAGAACAGUGUAUGUUUACUUGGAAAAGUUCAUGACCUUUCAGAUGUCACUCCGAAGAGAAGAUGUGUGGCUUCCUCUGAUGUCUUACCGAAAUUCUUUGCUAGCUGGUGGUGAUGAUGAUACCAUGUCAGUAAUUAGUGGAAUCAGCAGUCGGGGGUCAACUGUACGGAGUAAAAAAUCAAAACCAUCUACAGGAAAACGGAAAGUGGUUGAGGGCAUGCAGCUUGCACUCCCUGAAGAAAGCAGUAGUAGUGACAGUAUGUGGUUAAGCAGAGAACAAACACUGCACACCCCUGUUAUGAUGCAGACACCACAACUCACCUCCACUAUUAUGAGAGAGCCCAAAAGAUUACGGCCUGAGGAUAGCUUCAUGAGUGUCUAUCCAAUGCAGACUGAACAUCAUCAACCUCCUCUUGAUUAUAACACGCAGGUAACAUGGAUGUUAGCUCAAAGACAACAAGAGGAAGCAAGGCAACAGCAGGAGAGAGCAGCAAUGAGCUAUGUUAAACUGCGAACUAAUCUUCAGCAUGCCAUUCGGCGUGGCACUAGCCUAAUGGAAGAUGAUGAAGAGCCAAUUGUUGAAGAUGUUAUGAUGUCCUCAGAAGGGAGGAUUGAGGAUCUUAAUGAGGGAAUGGAUUUCGACACCAUGGAUAUAGACUUGCCACCAUCAAAGAACAGAAGAGAGAGAACAGAACUGAAGCCUGAUUUCUUUGAUCCAGCUUCAAUUAUGGACGAAUCAGUUCUUGGAGUGUCAAUGUUUUAAUACCAGUACACAAAUCUGUGGUGGAGUCAUUUUCUAAGUGGAAGAGGAAAUUUUAAAAUAAAGUGUGGUAGAUACAGUGAAAUUCUGUACAGAUUUUUCUCUAAGGAGAAUAUGACAUGCUUAUGCUUACCAAGAUCAAGUGCAUUGAGGGGCAGUUUUGUUUGCCUGAAAAAAGUAAAGGACAAGUAAACAAUUUGAUGAUAAGCUACAGUUUUUCUUAGAAAGUAAAUAUUUUAUUUAUGCGCUGUUAGUUGGCUUUUGAAUCAGUUAUUUCAUGCUUUUUUUAAAAAAAAAUAUAACAAUCUUAAGAGGCAUUUGGUACAGAUAUGAAUUCUCUCACAUUUAUUUACUGGUUGUACUAAAUAAUGAUGGCCUCUGCUGGAUUUCUGUUUACAUCUAAGAAACGUCAAGGAUGAAUUUAUCUCCCCACCCUGAAAUUGUAGGAUAGAAUUGUUUUUAGCAUUCUAAACUUAAAUGCUUAAAACAUCAAUCAACAAAACUUUGUUUUAAAUAUUGUAAUUGUGGAGAAAAGUAAACUUAUAAGCAGAACUUUUACAAUUUUUUCAUCUAAAAGUAUUUUAAGAUAUUUUUAAAAUCCAAGAGCUUCUCUAUACUUUUCAGAAAUAUCCAGAUGCAGUGAACUGCCAGAAGGUAACCCGUCUCAAACAUGCUUAUCCCAUUAUCAACCCUGAAAGUUUGCUUGUCCUUUAAGGUAAAAAUGUAAUGUUGUGAUAUUCCUUCCAGUAGUGCCACUGUAUUUUGUCUCCAAAUAAAAGAAGCUUAUUGUAGUAUGUUUGCAGAAAAAUUCUAAACAAAAAUUAUACAGCUUAUUAGAGUGUGGGAAUAGGGAUCUAAAUUUUAAAUAAAAUUAUAUAUAUAUAUAAAUUGGUGCUGAUUUUAUAAUUGCGCAGUUUGUUUAGUUUUUUCUUACUUUUAAAUUCCAACUUAAAAUUAUGAGGUUUCAGAACUAUAUUGAAAGUUUAACAAUGUUUAAAAAUAGAAAAGCAUGAGUAUUCAUGCUUUAAAAUGAUUUUUAAAUUUGUAUUUUAUAUUGUUUUAUCUAUCUGUCUUUGCAAGCAGUCUUCAGGUUAAAGAUACUUCUAACAGGUUACAGUACAUUUCCUCUGUAUGUAAAUUAGAUGGGAUAAUAGAAUUCAUAACCCAUAAUAUUCUUUGAAAGCUAAGCUUUAAACUUCAUUUUAUGUCCUUUCACAAAUAAAUUAGUUUAAAACAGAAAGUGGCUACUUGCCAUUUUGACAUCAACUCAUUUUGCGAGGCUUAGGCAGCUAGACAUCGUUUAAAACAAAAUAUUAACUUAUAUUACAUGUGUAUCUAUCUUUUGUCAGUCGUCUCUCAGUUCUUGAGGUAUAUUAUUUUAAUCAUUCCAUGCCUUAAUAUGCUUGCAAUACAAGAAUAUCUUCAGAUGGGUGAAUACCAAAAGGCUUUCAGUUUUUAGAUUCAGAAUCAACAAGCAUUGGGCUGUGGUAGCCAAAAACCAUAGGUUAGCUAAAAGAUCAUGAUAAAAAAAACAAUUAUUUUAUUAAAUCAUGGUUAAUAACAAAUGAAACCAGACUUGUCUAACAGAUUUUCCAUCAACAAAUAUUGUUAUGUGCAAAAAGUAUUGCCUAUGUUGUUUUACACACCACUGCAUUUACUAGAACUGCUGAGAGGACUGUAUAUAUGAUUUUAAACCUAAGUUGAUUUUUUUCUCACUCUUGAAAGGAGUACUUCUUUGUGAAAGCAGUUCUUACAGCUUUGUUUUCAACCAGCUAAAAAUGUUUUAUAUAUUACUCUAACCUGUUGUCCUCCACAUUCUAUUGUCCUAAUUGUACUGUUUUCUGAUUUGUAUUUAUGUCUUGAGACAGUAACUUUUUGAAUAAAAAUAAACCUACAA